UCAUGCAGGGAUCUGCAAAACUUCUGUACUGGCCAGCGCAGCUCCUGGAACGUUCUAGUACGGACUCUCGCACAAUGGAAGUCAGAUUCCUACAUGAGAUGCAAACGCUCAGAAAACUGCACUGAAGAGGAAUGUUGGGGGAGGGGGGAUGCAGAAGACGAGGCAAAACCUCAUUUACUAACUUCCUCAGAACAGAAAAGGACUUUACAGUGAUGGAUGAGUUAGACGAGACUCAGCUGAAGGACAUGGUGGAAAGUCUGAAACAGCAGCUGGAGUUACCAAGAGAGAAAACGUCUGUGUCGAUCCCUGACCUGGCGAAAUGGAUCGAGGAGAAAAUGCCUGAGGAUCCGUUUCUGAAUCCCGAGCUGCUAAAAAACAGUCCGUGGGUGGAAUCUGGAAAAUGUGUGGUUGUCUAGAAAAAAAGCUGGAAUUUCUUUUUUCUGUCGAUAGCAUUGUAACUAAAUCAUGUUGUGAAGUGAAGCUUUAUAUCUGAUUUAUCUUUCUGUAAAGAAAACAUCUAGAAAGACACCAUAACCACAAGUAUGGAUAAUGAAUUUUUUUUUUUUUAAAGUUUAAUUUAUUUAUUAAGCAUAUUUUCUGGAGUUUCCCCUCACAGCAGUUCUCUAAUGUAGACGUUUCUCCGCACUGCGUUAGAAACUCCUUCGUUAAAGCGGAACCAGACGUCACUGUUUCCUACAGCUUUACCCAGCUGGGAGCUGCUUGACUUUCCGUCUUCAUCUAGAAAAAGAUGAGAAUGGGGUGUUAAAUGGAGGAAUUGGGGGGGAGUGUACAACAUCUUUUCUUUAAAGAACAUGUAACCUGUUGCUGGGUUAGCAGCCAGUUUCUCUUUAGGGACAACGGCUCGGCCGAAGAAAUCCAUUUCAGGCUGUAAAACAAAGAUGGUACCACUUUUAUCUAUCACAUCAUCUCUAUACAGGUACAUCACUAUCCUACAUAGUGUCCAUUCUUGGUGGAGAUGCAUAUAAAUUAAACUUUUUUUGGUAAAAUGUAAACUAAAUUUUGUGCUAGUUACGUUAAAAAAACACUUCUGAUUUGUAUAGUCUUGUUGGAAAAUGAUCAUGUCAUAAGAGGAAUAAAACAGUGGGAUGUUCUGAA
Neoarius graeffei (lesser salmon catfish) is the source of this 1116-nucleotide messenger RNA. It is a transcript of the gene gng13a, whose product is annotated as guanine nucleotide binding protein (G protein), gamma 13a. Gene Ontology annotation, cellular component: heterotrimeric G-protein complex. Gene Ontology annotation, biological process: phospholipase C-activating G protein-coupled receptor signaling pathway; sensory perception of taste. Bases 132 to 416 code for a protein of 94 amino acids. The transcript is spliced from 4 exons. The record is from RefSeq and is a predicted model, not a curated record. NCBI's taxonomy places the organism in Eukaryota, Metazoa, Chordata, Actinopteri, Siluriformes, Ariidae. Gene Ontology annotation, molecular function: G-protein beta-subunit binding.